AUGGGUGCUCGGCCUGGAAAGAUUGUGAACUGCUUAUACCAAAAUCCUAAAGCAAUUUUUAGACUAAUUUGCUUUCCCUGGGCAGGAGGUGGCUCCAUUCAUUUUGCCAAAUGGGGUCAAACGAUUCAUGAUUCAAUGGAAGUGCACUCCAUAAGGCUUGCUGGAAGAGAAAGUCGAUAUGAAGAACCUUUUGCAAGUGAUUUCUUCCAUGUAGUUGAUGAAAUUAUUUGUGCUUUGCUGCCAAUCCUCCAGGAUAAACCGUUUGCAUUUUUUGGUCACAGCAUGGGAUCCUAUAUUGCCUUUAUGACUGCAGCACGACUGAAAGAAAGACAUCAGCUCGAGCCAAUGCAUUUGUUUGUGUCAAGUGCAAAUGCUCCUCAUGUAAGUGUCCGGCUUCCAAUUCCAGAAGACAAAGAUCUGACAGAAAAUAGAAUUUACCAUUUUCUUGCGACUAAUGGAGGCACUCCCCAAAAUUUAAUUGACAACUCACAUCUUCAAGAACAUGUUCCUGUACUGAUGGCAGAUAUAAACCUGAUGAGGAGUUUUAUCUUUGAAAUCCAAUCUGAGGCUGUCCUUUCUUGUGACUUAACAUGUUUCCUUGGAUCUGAAGAUGAAUUGAUAAAGGGUGCAGAAGCUUGGAAAGCUGUAACCAGUGGGAGUUUUGACUUGCACUGUCUGCCAGGAAAUCACUUUUAUCUUAUAGAGUCAUCCAUUGAGAAUUUCAUCAAGGAGUACAUAACCAAGUGUCUAGAACUAACGACACUUUGUUAG
Messenger RNA from Chrysochloris asiatica (Cape golden mole), 771 nucleotides. RefSeq names its product oleoyl-ACP hydrolase (gene OLAH). The record is from RefSeq and is a predicted model, not a curated record. The transcript has 7 exons. Bases 1 to 771 code for a protein of 256 amino acids. Lineage: Eukaryota; Metazoa; Chordata; Mammalia; Afrosoricida; Chrysochloridae. Gene Ontology annotation, biological process: lipid biosynthetic process.